This is a messenger RNA of Penicillium samsonianum, 249 nucleotides long. RefSeq lists its product as uncharacterized. The coding region runs from base 1 to 249 and encodes 82 amino acids. The record is from RefSeq and is a predicted model, not a curated record. NCBI's taxonomy places the organism in Eukaryota, Fungi, Ascomycota, Eurotiomycetes, Eurotiales, Aspergillaceae. The transcript has a single exon.
AUGCCUACUCAAGACGACAAGAGUAAGGCUGACAUGAAGGCUGCCACUAGAGCUAAGGAGAACGCCACGCAAAAAGCUUAUCACUGCGAUCUGGGGCCCGCUCAGCUCCUGAGUGAACACAUGGACGCCUCUGGUAAUCCAGUGCCCGAACCCACUUGGGGCACACAAUCAAAGAAGACCAAAGAUCCGCUUGACGAUGAUGCCGAUCUGUUCGGCGCCAUGAACGCAGAAACUGCCGACUUUGACUGA